UGGAGUUAGUCGGUCGCGUUGAAAGUACAAUAAACGAUGUAUUAUCGUUUUGCAACCGUGUGCGACAUUGCUAGUACAUCCAGAUGAACUGAAUAAUUAUUGUAAAAUACACUGUGGUGAACUAUAAAAACGGUUUGUUUUUAAUUGUAGUGUUUGUUGAUUGCUGUCGUAACUGCAAUAGUGCCGGGCUCGUACGACGUUGUCAAUAUUUUAUCAGCCAAGUCUCCAAACUGAAACUCAAGUGCAUGCCGAUUGAUUGGAAAUAUUAGAUACAUGUACAAGUGAAAUUAAGUGCAAUAUUUUAGUGACUUUAACAGUUAAGUUUCGACAUUUUAUUAAUAACAUCGCCUAAUAACUGUAGUUAUUGACGUAGCGCUUGUAGGAAUAUUAUUCACCUUUACUAGGAUUACUUUUCGAGGAUUAUUAUCCGGAUUCAUUAAUAUGCUAAGAUUUAAGUAAGAUGGCGUGGCUUGAUCCGGACCGGUAACAUCGUUUGUUCGUUGGUCGCUUCUUUAUAGUAUCAAUGUAGACGUUUCGAGACUUCGAACGGCCACGAUGGACUUGAAGCAAGACCUGAUCUACCAGGAGGACCAUCUUCUGAUAAAGACCGAACCGCGGUUGCAUAGCCCCGGAGGCGGCGGCGGUGGUGGUGGUAAUGGUGUCGGUAAUAACGCAUCGUCUUCGGUGUCGCACGCGUCAACCAUCGUGACCACCAACACCCUCAACAAUUCAUCAACCACUAGCGUCCUAUUACCGAACAGUAACGGCCUGGUUACUAUUGCUACCAUACCGAGUGACGGCUUGAUCGGCGUUUCUUCAAAUGUUCUCGAUACCAUCAAUAGUAACAUUAUAACCGUGACGAGUAACGCGCUUAAUAGUAACGUGAUAACGGGCGGUAACAGUAUCGCGGGUGCGACCUUGAACACUAACGGAUUGACCGGUACGAACCUGUUCGUUGGAACGACGAGCGGCAGCGGAAACAAGCGGUCGCGUAACGACGAUUGGUUAAGCUCGCCGAGUCCGGGCGCCGUUAGCGUCUCCGUGCCUCCCUUGACGCCGUCGCCCGGGCCACCCUCGCAUACUUACACCACCGUUAUCAGCAAUGGAUAUUCCUCGCCUAUGUCCUCCGGCGGUAGCUACGAUCCCUACAGUCCGAAUGGAAAAAUAGGUCGUGAAGAUCUGUCUCCUCCAAACAGUUUGAAUGGCUUCAGCGCAGAUAGUUGCGAUAGCAAAAAGAAAAAAGGUCCUACCCCAAGGCAGCAAGAAGAGCUCUGUCUGGUCUGUGGAGACAGAGCGUCGGGUUACCAUUAUAAUGCACUUACUUGUGAAGGCUGUAAAGGUUUCUUUAGGCGAAGUAUAACGAAGAAUGCGGUGUAUCAGUGCAAGUAUGGCAACAAUUGUGAAAUAGAUAUGUAUAUGAGGCGGAAAUGUCAAGAGUGUAGAUUGAAAAAGUGCCUGAGUGUGGGGAUGCGACCUGAGUGUGUGGUGCCCGAGGUACAAUGUGCCGUUAAGAGGAAAGAGAAAAAAGCACAGAAAGCCAAGGACACUCCCAACAGUACCACGAACGGAUCUCCAGACAUUGUCAAAACCGAACCCGAGUGUGAUCCUGAAAACCCCUUCCGAUCUGGAGGUGAGAGGAAAAUUUCGCCUGAACAAGAAGAGCUAAUACAUCGACUUGUUUACUUUCAAAAUGAGUACGAACACCCCUCCGAGGAAGAUGUCAAAAGGAUAAUUAAUCAACCUGUUGACGGAGAUGAUCCUUGUGAUAUGCCGUAUCGCCACAUAACCGAAAUAACCAUUUUAACGGUCCAACUUAUAGUCGAAUUUGCGAAAAGGUUACCAGGCUUCGAUAAGCUCCUUCGAGAAGAUCAAAUUGCUCUCUUAAAGGCAUGUUCGAGUGAAGUGAUGAUGUUUAGAAUGGCGCGACGGUACGACGUUCAUACGGAUUCAAUUCUUUUUGUAAAUAACCAGCCAUAUACUCGAGAUAGUUAUAAUCUCGCCGGAAUGAGCGAAACCAUUGACGAUCUUCUCCGUUUCUGCAGGACCAUGUACUCGAUGAAAGUCGACAAUGCCGAGUACGCCUUGCUCACAGCCAUCGUCAUAUUUUCAGAGAGACCUUCGUUGAUAGAGGGUUGGAAGGUUGAGAAGAUCCAAGAAAUUUACCUCGAAGCUCUAAGGGCAUAUGUGGAUAACAGGCGGAAACCUCGGGCGGGGAUAAUAUUCGCGAAGCUCCUCUCCGUGCUGACAGAACUGCGCAAUCUCGGGAAACAGAACUCGGAGAUGUGCUUCUCGUUGAAGCUGAAGAACAAAAAGCUUCCACCAUUCCUUGCAGAAAUAUGGGACAUUGACUUGAAGACGUAGUAGACGUAUUUACACCAAGUGCACGAGAGAUUGCCCGGGAAUAACGGACAGGUGGUAAUUGACCAGCAAAUGCUUUUUGGUAUUUAUAACGGGGGCGGAGAAUAUAGCCCGACAAAAAAAAAUCAAAUAAGGUCUGUUAUUCUAAUCAUGUGCGUUCUAAGUAUCAUCGUACAGUUUGAUUUAUUCUGAAUUACUAAAUUUACCAUGGAUGUUACUAUAAAUAAUUGAUUUUAAAGUCACAAAAAGGCGAAAUAUUAAUAAUUAGUUUAGUGGAAGGAAAACUGAAAUCGAACUGUACGGUAUCGGUUUAUUGAGCGGAUUUUUUUACCAUUUUCGCAAAAUAAUAAAUAGCAAAGAUAUGAGGAAAAUAAUGGCUGUAAAAUAUCGUAAACAGAGAAGAUGAAGCAUUUGUGAAGUCAACCACCGAAUCGCAGGCUGUGAAAUAUUGUAUAAUUUUACUUUUUUUGCUAUCUGAAUGUUGAGACGGCAUCUAAGAGAAAGUUAUUACUUGAGCAUAGUUUUUAUUUAGGUAAAUAUUAAUUAAUAAGGAUAAACAGAAAAUAAACGAGAGGAAUAGUAGUGCUCGAACUUAAAAACUAACUUUACGUAUGUAGUUUUUUUAAGAGUGUAAAAACUGCAUUGUUUUAUAAUAUUAUAUAUAUAUACUGAUAUAUACCAGGCGACUCGCUUACUUAAGAUGUAAGACUGGCGCGGACUGAUUAAAAAAAUUAUAUACAGAGGUGCCUUCAAGACGCAUGGAUUUUUCUCUGACUGAGGGCAGGUGCAAAGUCGAACACAGCACACAAGGAAGACAUUCUGAUUAUUGUUAAAUAAGGUCAAAAAUAAAACCUUGCGAAGAUUUUUACAUUUGAUAAUUCGUGAGUAAUGUAGCUGAAAGGGCCUCCUUGCACUUUUUACAAAAUUGAACGUCAUACGACGUGCAUAAAACCUUGUUUGGGAUAAUUUUUUAUACAUCUGUAUUUUGUAGCCGUUUCUUUUAUUCGUGAAGUAUUUGUUUUGUGUGAUACGACUAGGAGAAAUUUUUACCUAUGUAUCAUUUUCUUUCUUUUUGAUAUGAAACAUCUUUCAGUACGCUAAAUGAGUAAACUGACUGAAGCGUUGUAAGAUGGGAUGAUGCUUUUGCGUGGACCGACGCUUCAUUCGGCCAGCCUCGUUACUCGUCGAUUCUUUCCGCUCAGUCAACAUUGCUGUACAGGACUAAUUCUUUUUUUUUUUUGGAUUUCAUUUUAUUUAAGACUCCAAUUGGGAAGAGAUGUGUGAAAUUUGAACUCCAACCCUUUUAGCUACAGUCUACUAUUGUAUUUUUUAUUUAUAUUCUUUAAUAUCCCCAUAUAUUUAUAGAGUAAUUUUAAACAUCACAGAAAUAUUCAGCAAAACAUUUUAGUAGCGAUUAAAAAAAAGCAAUAGUCUUGCAAGGUUUUGUUAGUGAAUGUCGUACUACAAGUUGUGUAAUUUGGAAUAUAUAAAGCAAAACGGAAAGAAAAAAUACAGAUGCUAAUUUAAGCUGCAGUGAAAAAAAUUAAAGAAUCAUUGUAAAAGCAACCGGCCUUUAUAUAUUCCGUAUUCGGAGAAGGAAACACGAUGCGCAUUAUUAAAAAAAAAACUGAUAACAAAGCAACCGUCCUUGACAGACAGAAAACAAGAGCAGAAAAGGUUUGCGAAUACCGCAGUGUGACGAUAAACGAUGAACUAUUUAAGUAAUAAAAGGGCAUUUGUUGUAAUUUGCACUAAAUACUGUCCUGCCUUUGAAGAAAAACAAAAAAAAAAUGAACGAUGAACACUUUGUAAAUGCGAAAAGGAAAACCAAACAAAAGUAAAAAAAGAGAGAAACAAAACGAACUCUUGGUGUGUACAUUGUAGCUUCUGUUUUGAUACUGUAUAAUCCUCCCAAGUAAACUUUUGCUCCUAGAUAAAAGUCGUUCAUAUGUACUCACUGUAGAGGUAACGCAACAUUAAUAAAUACAUACAUACAUUACAUACAUACAUAUAAAGAAUCAUAUUUUCAUAGUCAUUCAUUGUAAAUAAAACAUAUUUUCAUAAAAAAAAAAUGAAAAACUAAACGAAGAGACAGAUGUGUAUUUUUGUGUUUUUGGAUAAUUGACGAUUUUUCGCGCGCGCGCCCUUUCAAUGCCUUAGCUUAUAAGAGCAAAAACGUUUCCUUUUUCGCGAGGGGUCUACCUUAUCCGUAAACAGUCUGUGUUAAAGCAAAACAAGUUGCUGCUGUUAUAAUUAAUUUAAAUGUGCACUUUCUUACUAAAAAAAAUUAAAACGGUAAAAAGGUAUCUUUCUGUAUAGUAAUCAACAAAUUUCGACUUCGUAAUUCAACUUUGUAUAUUAUUAUAAUAUGAUCCUUCUUUAAAUCUUUUUCAAAAUAUUACAAAUUAUCAUGCAUACUAUACUUUGCACAAUAUAAAUUUUUCGGUUCAGCAAAAACUGAUAAAAAACUCAUAAUUUUAAAUUGUACGAUAAUUAAGGUUUUCAAAGCGCAGUUGAAGACGUGAUUUUAUUCAAAAAUUAAUUUAAAAUAGGAACUGUUUUGCAUGAAACAGUAAUGUUAAUAAAUAUUUUGAUAAUAUACACUAUGUUGAAAGGCUUAAAACGUCAUGAAUUUGUUUAUAAUAAGUAACAUUUUUACUACAAACGUCUAAAUAGUGAAUAUUUCAUAUCUAGAGAGUAAAAGUUUUUUGCUAGCAGUAAGAAGUUUGGUAGAAAAAAAAUCUAAUUAAUUAAAGCAUAAUUUUUUUAAUUAAGGAUGUGCACAUGUGAUUUGUGAUACAUAUUGCAAAUAACGUCUUAAAAUGCCUGUUUUGUUUUGUGUAAAUUAAAAACUAAAUCAUGUAAAAAAAAGAAUCGUUGAUCUCGUUACGUUUUAUAAUGCACAACAUAAAUAUUGUGUAAGCUCAGAUGCGAUUUCGAUUUUUUAAUCGUUGCUAUAGACGUUGCAGACAAUGAAUAUAUAGGUGGAUAAAAAAAAGUCAGACAAACGAGCUGUUGUAGUAUGCAAACGAAUGUACAAAUCACAAAGAACAUGGUACAAAGUUUCAGGAUUCACUAAAAUUUAAGAAAGUGCAUUAAAAAUGGUAUUUUUGUAAUGGUUGGUGGCCCUUCUAACAAACGAAAAAUAUAAUAAAAUAACAAGAAAGAAAAAAGAAAAAACUCACUGCCAACAGUGGCUCUGUCUCUUUUCACAUUUCGUCAUCUCCUUUCGCUGUUUCACACGGACGUUGUAGCCAUGCAGCUAGUUCGUACAUCGUUAAAAAAUAAUUAUUAAGAA
Molecule: messenger RNA, 5656 nt
Organism: Agrilus planipennis (emerald ash borer)
Lineage: Eukaryota; Metazoa; Arthropoda; Insecta; Coleoptera; Buprestidae
Gene: EcR
Product: ecdysone receptor
Exons: 9
Coding region: 556-2361 (601 amino acids)
Biological process (GO): positive regulation of transcription by RNA polymerase II; ecdysone receptor signaling pathway; cell differentiation
Cellular component (GO): nucleus
Molecular function (GO): RNA polymerase II cis-regulatory region sequence-specific DNA binding; nuclear receptor activity; zinc ion binding
Source: RefSeq, a predicted model, not a curated record